CUGCGCUGUGAAGUGAGCGCCUCUACCAGCGAUCUAUCCUUACAUUCUUUCCCGUGGUCUCGUGCAUCUUGUACUAAAUAUGUCGAUUCCAGCGAGUGGAUCGUUUACCCGCUCGGCAGGUCUAAUAAGUGCAAUUGGCAAACAGCUCAAGACUAUUAAUUUGAAGCCGCUUAAAAAGAUCACCGUCCAAUUCGAUCCAUUUUAUAACAAUAUCAAGGAUACGAGACAAUUUCUCUUCUAUUUGUCGACCCCAAAAAUCUUGGGUACUAACUUAUACUGUGCCCUGAAGACGAACAUCGUAUGCGACCGUUCUGAACCCACCAUCACGUUCGAUCUCGUAUCCGGUGACAAGAUAGUCAUAAAAUCUGCAAACCUGAGUACCCUGGAGCUGUUACAGCAGUACAACAAGCACAUAACUCCGUUGGUACCCAAGGAAGAGGAAGCGAAGGAAAAAGUGGCACAGCUAACUGGAAAAGGCAAGAAAGGAGCGAAGCGAUAAUCAUAAGGAAAAAUAAAUUCAAGAAGGAAAAGGUUCAGUCAACUCGGAUUAGUUCUUAAGAAAUUCAGAACAAAGUCUGAGCGACCAGUGACCGAGCUGUGCGAUAUUAGAGAUUCGUAAGAUAGAUGAAUAUUGUGAUAGAUUACGAAGGCUUGUAGCGUGUAACAAAGUCAAGGAAGACCGGAAGUAUCGAUCGCGACGUUCUUUUUUAUUAUAGACAGAGAAGAAGGAAAACUCGAGUCCCUUUUUCAUUUUAUAUUUUAUUUCCAUUGUCGCAGAGACGAACAAGUGCGCGACGUUCCGUCAAAUCGAUCGUAACGCAUCAAACGACCUACAUUGUCAAUUCAUAUGAGAACUAGUACAAUAUACAUUACGCAAUUUCCGCGGCUUCCAUUUACUAAAGGAAGAUCCUACUUAGAGGAAUCGAAUUCUUGGGCAUUGCUAUAAUAUUGAAGAAAAAGUUUUUUAAAGAGUUACCUGAAAGUACCUAUAUACGCAUGAGCUUCGGUCGAGAGAUAUUUUAUUAGCGUACCCAUCCAAGGGGAGAUAAAAGAAUCAUCUUCGACAAAGUAAUCCAGUUGAUGGAAUAGAAAGAGGAAAAUAUAACCAAGUGAAUUUCCGACUAUCCGAAUAUUUUCUUUUGGCAUAUUUUUUACUUUGCUAAAAGGGCCAACUGGUUAAGACGAUAAGAUGGCGCACUCUGCGGGAACCAAUAAGGACUACAAUAUGAAACUAAUUGACACUCUGUACAGUCAGGUGCCUGCGUUUACCGACGUCUUCGACGAGGAAACCUGGUAUAUAUUCGUCGUCUGCUUUGUGGCCGGGACUUUCGUGGUCGCCUUCAUCCUGUCGAGAUUUAUAACUCUUAAACCGGUCGAGUGAAACCACUUCGCGGUGUUUCUCCUCCCUCGUUUUCAUCUCGACUCUCGUAUAAUUUCACGUUGUUAACCAUUGUUAAUAGAAUUCUUCGUCAGAAUUUUAAGCGCUUGCACGUCACUCGUUUUUUUUUUCACAAUGGUAUAUUUUCGUCGCGAAUAAAUUUAUCCAAUGAGUUUCUCGUGUCAGUAGUAAUCAAUGAUCCAUGAAAUUUCUACUUGCUUAUCCUUAUCCAUGACUGACGUUACCGAAUUCAUUUUGAACUAUGGAUAAGAACCGUAUCACGCUGUGAACUGAAAUCACCAGAAAUAUGAGCAUUAAGGCUUAUUUCAAUUUUCGUUGAUUCUAUACUUAGAUCCUCACUGUGUGAUGUAAAUUGAAUAAAUUUAGAAACAACAAAUUUUUACCAUCUAGUUUCAUCGCUUGUCUGUACUAUUGUUUCUGUCGAUGUUAACCAAGAUCGAGGAGGCUUCGUACUCUUUCGCAAUAUUUUUUAAUAUGGAUUCCGUGUUCCAAGAAGCAUCAAGAUUUGUUUUUAUAGCAUGAAAAAUAUCCCCCUUUUUUUUAUUAAUUGAAUUCCAGAAACGUGUAUUUAACUGUCACGCACCUCUUGAUGUUAUAUACAUAUUUCAAUGCCAAUAUUCUGCGUUCAUACACGUAGUUAAUAAAUUUCCUUCUAAACCCAUGAGAUAAUACAGUUUUCCUCGCGAAGAUGUCAAAGUCCCUCUUCUCUAUGGAAUAAAUAUGUAUCAAAUAUA
Messenger RNA from Cephus cinctus (wheat stem sawfly), 2133 nucleotides. RefSeq names its product 39S ribosomal protein L53, mitochondrial (gene mRpL53). The record is from RefSeq and is a predicted model, not a curated record. Bases 80 to 499 code for a protein of 139 amino acids. Gene Ontology annotation, cellular component: mitochondrial large ribosomal subunit. Lineage: Eukaryota; Metazoa; Arthropoda; Insecta; Hymenoptera; Cephidae. The transcript is spliced from 3 exons.